Erythranthe guttata (spotted monkey flower) is the source of this 1923-nucleotide messenger RNA. RefSeq lists its product as uncharacterized. Gene Ontology annotation, biological process: spindle assembly. Gene Ontology annotation, cellular component: nuclear microtubule; cytoplasm. NCBI's taxonomy places the organism in Eukaryota, Viridiplantae, Streptophyta, Magnoliopsida, Lamiales, Phrymaceae. Gene Ontology annotation, molecular function: microtubule binding. The record is from RefSeq and is a predicted model, not a curated record.
GGACACAGUUUAUCAUAUCUCCUAACGGCUAGUUUUUUCAGUCAUUCAAUUCCUCUUAUUUUUCCUUACAUUCGAUCCGACGAAACAACCUUCUUCUUCUCUCUUCUUACUGUCGAAAAUCUCUUACAGUGAGUGGUUUUUUUAUGUGUUUCUUCCAUCCCAACGCAUUCGAUUGUUUCAUAGUUACCCAGUAAUCACUGAAUUUUGGAGCGGAAUUAUAAAUUAAAAAAAUGGCUGAACCAACCGCCGAUUCAACGGCGGCGGAGCAAGCUCCGCCGCUCACCAUCCGCCGUCCACGGGUGAGAGAAGUCAGUUCCAGGUUCAUGUCACCUUCAAUUCAGUCGAACUCAACCCCAUGCCCUUCCGGUUUGCCGCGCUCCAAAUCCACCCACCACCGCCACCCUACCGCCGCCGCCGAUGAAAAUCAAAUCCCCGAAGUCAAUCGUAGCUUCGAAAAAUUCCCCUCUUCAAUUGCACCAACCGCAGGGAGGAAACCGCACCAACAGCAGCGGACGAAGCAGCAGCAGCCGCCGCCCAAAGAAAACGGAGAUCCCAAAUCCGAUAUUAGGGUUUUAUCCAGACCCGGCACACCUAUUGCUAUGGGUACGGACAGAGUAAUUCCGUCUAGAUACAAACAACUUUCGAACACCCCGUGCCGUUCGAAUUCCCUGAGUAGCAGCAGCAAUGGCUGUGCCGCCGUCACGGCGGCAGCCAGGCUGCUGCAAGAAGCCACCUCCGAUGUGCAGAAAAAGCUCCCAAAGAUUUCAACUUUGAGCCGCGACGAUAUGUACACCUCUAGUAGCACCAGUAAUUGUACUACUACUACUUCAAAUCAGGGCAGUUCUUCGUGCCCUAAUUCUCCACUUUGCGUGCCGAGUACUAACAAGGUACGGAAUGUUCCGGAUACCCGUUCGUCUAUGCCGGAUGCUGGUAAAUGGCUUGGAGAUAGGAUUUCUAGCGGCAAAAUGGGAGGUGAUUGUGCAAGAUCGCUGAAUUUUUCGUCUUCUAUGAAGGUUGGGGGAGGUAUUUCUUUACCUCCACAUCCUUCGUCGUGUAUAAGGUCGGGAUUGGAUUUGAGGAAAGGAAAGAAGGGGUCCAAUUGUCAAGAAGAUGUGCAUUGUCUUAAGAUGUUGAGUAACCAUUAUUUGCAAUGGCGUUUCGCGAACGCGAAAGCAGAGUCCUCCGUUCUUGCUCAGAAGCAGGAAGUUGAGAGGAAGUUGUAUUCACUAAACGGAAAGAUAUCAGAUAUACGUGAAAAUGUCAAAAGGAAGCACAGUGAACUUGCAGUAUUGCGACGAAUAAAGACUUUGUCUACAAUUGUUGAAGCUCAAAUGCCGUAUCUUGAUGGAUGGGCUGAUAUGGAAGAGGAUUACUCUGCUUCUCUAAUAGGCACGACAAAUGCAUUGGUCAAUUCCUCAACCAGACUUCCCAUCAGUGGAGAAGUGCGGGUUGAUGUUGGAGAGCUAGGGGAGGCUCUGCACUCGGCUUUCAAGGUGGUCGAAUUGAUCGGUUCUCAUAUUCAGGGAUUUAUUCCAAAAGCUGAAGAAAUGGAUACGUCAGUAUCUGAACUAGCAAGGAUGGCUCGUGGAGAAAUAGCUCUCGUUGAAGAGUGCGGUGAUUUACUAUCCAAGACAUCUAUAUCUCAGGUGAAAGAAUGCAGCCUAAGGAGUACUGCAAUACAAAAUAAUAGAAGUAUUCAAUAUCAGAACAACCACGAGAGUCGAGAUACAGAACCGUAGAGAGAAUCACAUCAUCCGAGUGAGGUUAUGCAAUUUAUAUAUACCCUGAAAAAUAUUGUAAAAUCAAUUUUGCAAUCGAAAUACAAAUAAAUGAUUUUUUUGUGAGCAAAUUAAUUUUGGCUUCAAUUGAAGCCCUUGAAAUAUGUAAAUAAUGUUCUUUUCAGAUAUAGAGCUUAAAAUAUCG